CAGACUUCUGGCAGGUUACACGAGUUUAUUUUCAGCCUUUUUCUUGGAGACGGUUUGUGCUGGUGUAAACUAAGAGGAGGUCAAGAUUCGUGCACAUAUAGCAAUGCGUUUCCCAGGCUAUUGGAGUUAAAACCUGACUCGUCUGCGGAGCUCUGAGGUCUGGAGUUUGACGGCGACAUGUGAAAUGUUGCUGCGUGGUUUGUCUGUUUUUCCAGGCGGCGACGGACAGACCCAGCCAGGCUAGUGGAGCUAACUAACUUACUAGCUUGCUUGCUCGCUAGCUGGUAGCCAGGCCGCUCAGAUAAUAUUUUUCGCGUUUCUGCUGGCCGAGCGUGCUGCAUUUGCCACGGCUCUGUUUUCCUGAGAGAGUCCGGUAAGGUCAUCUCCAGACUGCCAACUGCCACACCACAUCGUUACUUCAAUGCAGACGCGGGGUGGCCCAGCAGCUUAGCUAAUGUUAGCUACUUUAUGCGCUGCGAGAAAGUAACUGGACCCUUUAAAGCAAGUGAUAUUCAUCUGUUAGACGUCUAGUCCGCUCACGCUAACAAGACCCCGAGAAAUUGGUGUUGAAAUGCAGCGCUGAUGCGUGCUAUCUGUUAGCUAGCAGCCCUCGUCGCAGCACGCCGGUCAUCUUGUUUUGGCUGAUAUGGCAGCCAGUGGAUACUCCGACCUGAGGGAGAAGCUCAAAUCCAUGACUCCGCACAGAGACGACUACGAAAACAAGUGCGUGGACGAAACGAGCAACGGGAAACCCCGAAAACGCAAGCACCGGGAAUCCGAUGACGACGAGUACGAGCACAGCGAUGACAGCACGGACCUCCGGGAGCAGGAGGCCCGACGGGUGAGGAGCAGCAUCCAGCAGAAGACCAUCUUCACGCCGGAGGAGUGCGCCCUCAUCGAGAAGAAGAUCGACGAGGUGGUUGCACAGGCAGAUGCCGGACUUUACCGCGAGCACACCGUGGAUAGAGCGCCCCUUCGGAAUAAGUACUUCUUCGGGGAGGGCUACACGUAUGGAGCCCAGCUGGAAAAGCGUGGUCCGGGUCAGGAGCGGCUGUACCGCAAAGGAGAAGUGGACGAGAUCCCGAGCUGGGUGCACGAGCUGGUGAUCAAACGGCUGGUGACAAACGGAGUCAUCCCAGAGGGGUUUGUCAACAGUGCAGUCAUCAAUGACUAUCAGCCAGGUGGCUGCAUCGUGUCACACGUGGAUCCUUUGCACAUCUUUGACCGGCCCAUCGUGUCCGUGUCCUUCUUCAGUGACAGCGCUCUCUGCUUCGGCUGCCGCUUCCAGUUCAAACCGAUUCGGGUGUCUGAGCCCGUGUUUGUCUUGCCUGUGAGAAGAGGAAGUGUCACCGUGCUCAGUGGCUAUGCAGCAGAUGACAUUACCCACUGCAUCCGACCACAGGACAUAAAAGAAAGGCGUGCAGUAAUCAUCCUCAGAAAGACUAGACCUGACGCUCCUCGACUGGGCUCUGACAGCUCGUUAAGAGCUUCUUUGGCACAGAAACCAGGUCGCCUGAAAGCCAAACGUUCUCAUCGUAAAGCAGACCCUGAUGCUGCUCACAGGCCGAGGGUUCUGGAGAUGGAUAAAGAGGAGAACAGACGUCCUUCACUGUCCCGUCAUCGUCACAGCAUCACCUCAGAGAACUACAGGAGACGCGGCCAAGACUACGACAAAGAGCAGGAGAGUUCAGGGCGCAAAGUCAAAAUGAGGCGCCACUGAGGACUCCUUUCACAUGUGAACAUAUGAAUAUCUGGUCUUUUUUUGUUUUUUAUGUAAGCCCAUCAGCCACAACAUGAAAACUACUGACAGGUGAACGUGAUCAUAUCGAUGAUCUCAUUACAGAACAGCGUCGUUUGAAUCCCCGGGGUCCUGGCGUUCAUGUCAAAGUUACUUUGGCCAGCUAAACACUGGAGCACAGCAGGACAAACAGCAAUGAGGAAAACAUCUUAGCAGGACACACAGGCAGCCAUCAGAGACACCCCUACCCCUAUGGCAUGAUAGGUCAAAUCUGUUUUGGCAGCACUGAGUGCAGCCUGCACCGUUUUGAGCAGGUGGUUUUAAUGUUAUGGCUGAUUAUUAUAUUUCAGUAUUAUAUUAUUUGUUCAUUCAAACUUGCUCCUUUUGUUUCAGUUUGGCACAGGGAGGGCAGUUAUCAUACUGUUGCUUUUUGAUUUGAGUCUGGAUUAGUUUUUGUUUCUGGCAGACAAAGCUUACAUCUCUGCUACUUAUUACAGCACUUGGAGUUAUUCACUACAGUUAGGCUCUGUUGAUAAACUGUUCAGUUAAAUUAAACUUUUUGUUUGUAUGUUCAUAGAUACCUAAAACUGGCAUGUUUUGUUUUUUUGUAACCAAGAUGUACAGACCUUGAGAGCUGAAAGGAGUAUGGACUUGUAAAAAGGAAACCCUGGGCUGUAAUCUAACUUGUUAUAAUGUACAAUAUGUUUAUAUAGUGUUUGAUUGGAGGACUUUUAUGGAGAGUUUGAGUUUUAGCACCUACGUUUCUGACCUGUAACUUCACUCAGUUCACUUUAGCCUCCAUUUUGCAGUUUUAAGUUGCAGCAGACGUGAAACCUGGAUUUCUGUUUUACGAUUCAACUCGGCCGCAUGGCUUCUCUUGCUGGUCUGUCAGCUGGAGUGAUGCACCAUUUCAGGAGCAAUGGAAAAACUCAGGUCUUGUUUUACACUCCUGUUUCAUUCUGACGUUGUUGCUGUCCCGUGCUAGAUCUAAAUUUUUCUCUUUUAAAUAAGGUGAAAUUGGGGUCAGUCAGAACUUUAAUUUGAGCAGAAUGACCUCCAUUAUGUCCUGUUUAGUUUGGGUCUGAGCAGAAACAAUUUCCUUGCGGUUUGCUGUGUAAACAUAAAUUUGUUGCUUGCUUCCAGUCAGCCAUGUUUGGCAGAGGUACUCAUUAGAUGACUGCUUAGUAUGGAGUUACAUAUGAGCAAAAAUAACCUUGGUUCAGAGGAGAAAUUGCUUUCUAAAAACAGGACGUGGGGUGUUCAUGGCUCUGUAGCUCGGCUAAAGUUGAAAUGAUUGUGUGGACAGUGAAGGAGCAUAAAAUGGUUUCAUGGGUUUUUAGUUGUCAUUUGUUUUGACUGACAAAGGUCCUCGCUAAAUGAAAUAAAGCUGAAUUUGCCUCUCCUGAGUCUAUUUAUUCUGCCUGCCAUACUGACAAAUAUGUAUUUGUUACAUUUUUUAAGUGCAGAAUUUGAGAUUAAAAGAUCAACACUG
Molecule: messenger RNA, 3230 nt
Organism: Neolamprologus brichardi
Lineage: Eukaryota; Metazoa; Chordata; Actinopteri; Cichliformes; Cichlidae
Gene: alkbh5
Product: alkB homolog 5, RNA demethylase
Biological process (GO): mRNA processing; mRNA export from nucleus
Cellular component (GO): nucleus
Molecular function (GO): oxidative RNA demethylase activity
Source: RefSeq, a predicted model, not a curated record